Acanthamoeba castellanii str. Neff is the source of this 567-nucleotide messenger RNA. Its product is annotated as Ras GTPase, putative. The record is from RefSeq and is a predicted model, not a curated record. The transcript is spliced from 3 exons. Gene Ontology annotation, biological process: Ras protein signal transduction. Gene Ontology annotation, cellular component: plasma membrane. Lineage: Eukaryota; Discosea; Longamoebia; Acanthamoebidae. Bases 1 to 567 code for a protein of 188 amino acids. Gene Ontology annotation, molecular function: GDP binding; GTPase activity; GTP binding.
AUGUCGGUCGUGGAGCCCAACCUUAUCAAGCUUGCCAUCGUGGGUGCCGGUGGUGUGGGCAAGUCGGCUCUCACUGUGCAGGACUCUUACCGAAAACAACUCGAGGUGGACGGGCAAGUGACACUGCUGGACAUACUCGACACCGCUGGCCAGGAAGAGUUCUCGGCGAUGCGUGAUCAGUACAUGCUGAACGGAGAGGGUUUUCUGGUGGUGUACUCGAUCAUCGUGCGCCAGACCUUCAACGAGGUGGUGUCGUACCGGCAGCACAUCCAGCGGAUCAAGGACGGCGACGACGCGCCCAUCGUGAUCGUGGGCAACAAGUGCGACCUCGAGGAAAAGCGAGAGGUGGCGGUGAGCGAGGGUCGCGACCUGGCGACGAGCUACGGCGUGCCGUUCUUCGAGACGAGUGCACUCACCAGCACCAACAUCGAGGAGGCCUUCUUCGCUCUUGUGCGGGCCGUGCGACGGCACCGUAGCGGUGAGGGUAAGCUCGGCGGGGGCAAGUCCACCAUCAAGAAGAGCGGGUCGAGCAGCCCCAAGGUCAAGCGCGCGUGCAUCCUCUUCUAG